Molecule: messenger RNA, 1382 nt
Organism: Antechinus flavipes (yellow-footed antechinus)
Lineage: Eukaryota; Metazoa; Chordata; Mammalia; Dasyuromorphia; Dasyuridae
Gene: IVL
Product: involucrin
Exons: 2
Coding region: 127-1320 (397 amino acids)
Biological process (GO): regulation of DNA-templated transcription
Cellular component (GO): nucleus
Molecular function (GO): DNA-binding transcription factor activity
Source: RefSeq, a predicted model, not a curated record
AGUGCCCCACACGUUGAAGGUUGGGCUAUAAAGCCUCUCCCACCCCAUGCUCAGCAUUGUACACUCCUGCAGCCUCCUAUUCAGCUUCCUCUGGGGAACACUGGUAGAAUUAACAUCACCUACAAGAUGUCUGAUUAUCAGCACAAACAGCCUGUGAGCCUUCCCCCUGCCUUCAGCCAGGAGCAGUGUAAGCAGCCCCUGCCCCAGAUUCCUGUCCCUGUUCCACAGGAACAAGUGAAGCAGCCCACACUAAUACCUGCACCGUGCCCAGUGCCUGAGCAAGUCCAAGAUGUGCAAGAAGAGCAUACAAUUCCUGUGAAAUGUGUUCCUGUUCUAACUCCACAGCAAGAGCAGAAAGGAGAGCAGCAAAUGGAACAGACAGACUAUAGACAAAAGCAGCAGCUAGAAGAGCAGCUGGAGCAUAAGCAAGAGCUGCAGACAGAACAUAAGCAAGAGCAGCAGCUGGAGCAACAGCUGGAAAGUAAGCAAGAGCAGCAGCUGGAAAGUAAGCAGGAGCAACAGCUGGAAAGUAAGCAGGAACAACAACUGGAAAGUAAGCAAGAGCAACAGCUGGAAAGUAAGCAAGAGCAGCAGCUGGAAAGUAAGCAGGAACAACAGCUGGAAAGUAAGCAAGAGCAGCAGCUGGAGGAGCAGUUAGAACAGCAACUGGAACAUAAGCAAGAGCAGCAGCUGGAAAAGAAAGAGGAGCAGCAGCUGGGGCAGCAAGAAGAACAACUAGAGCAACAGUUGGAAAAGAAAGAAGAGCAGCUGGAGCAGCAGCUAGAACAUAAGCAAGAGCAGCAGCUGGAGCAACAGCUGGAAAAGAAAGAGGAGCAGCAGCUGGAGCAACAGCUGGAAAAGAAAGAGGAGCAGCAGCUGGAGCAACAGCUGGUGCAGCAGGAAGAACAACUGGAGCAACAGCUGGAAAAGAAAGAAGAACAGCUGGAACAACAGCUGGAUCAGAAAGUAGAGCAGCUGGAGCAGAAGGAAGAACAGCAGCUGGAACAACAGCUCGAGCAGAAGGAAAAUCAACUGGAGCAGCAACUGGAGCAGCAGCUAGAGCAGCAGCUGGAGCAGCAGCUAGAGCAGCAGCUGGAGCAGAAAGAAGAGGAGCUAAAGCAGCAAUUAGAGGAGAAGGAAGAGCAGCAGCAGCAGCAGCAGCAGCAGCUGGAACCACAACAGGAACCUCAAGGGUGUACUGAAAUUCCCAUCCCUGUCAAAGAGCCCGAGCUUGUCCCACAGAUUCCAGAGGAGCACUUUCCUCCUGUGGAGCAGCAGCAGCAGCAGCAGCACAUUCAGUGGCCCUUCAAACAACAGUAAUUUUCCUCAGCUUCCCCAUUGGGAAUCUCUUCUUCUUACAAAAUGAAGUGUGUGUGUGUGUG